Fusarium vanettenii 77-13-4 is the source of this 2415-nucleotide messenger RNA. RefSeq lists its product as uncharacterized. The record is from RefSeq and is a predicted model, not a curated record. Bases 1 to 2415 code for a protein of 804 amino acids. NCBI's taxonomy places the organism in Eukaryota, Fungi, Ascomycota, Sordariomycetes, Hypocreales, Nectriaceae. The transcript has 6 exons.
AUGUCCAUCGUCCACGUACCGAUUCUUGCCCCUGAGAAAGUGCUCGACAGCUGGGACGAGCCAACGAAGCUGGUGUCAAAGGAUACCCUCUGUCUCAUGGUGGUAGUUGCAAGUGUCAACCUAGGAUGGAGCGAAGAGUCAUUGGUGAUGUUUGAUGAGCCCAAGACCAUCCCCAGUCCUUCGUGCUCGUGGCUUUCUGUCGCUUCUCUUCGAGCGAAGAUGUUGCUGAGAGCUCUGGCAGCCCCUUUCCAAGUCCUGUGUGGCCUUGGCGGACAUAGUCUAUGGCCCCUUGCGCCGAUGCGCUGUUCUGGCGGCGUCUUCUUUGUCGGAAGGACGCCGCUCGGUCUGUGGUCUGGGUCAUGGGAUCGUGAUGGGCUAGGCCCUCAGGUGGCGUGGGUUCGGGACGGUGGUGGAAAAGAGGGGUGUCCAUGCAUCGGGGAUGGCAUCAACCACAACGGACGAACCGUGCAGAGGGGUGUGCUCCCUCAUCUACAAUGCUACGAUGAAUGGCCCUUUGUCGUCCGCGACUGGAACUCCAAGAGCAAGAUGGAUUUAGAGAUGGAGAGUGAGGCCGCUCGCAGCUCACGACUACACCAUGGCGGGAUGAUUACGGGUUGGUGGAUUACUCGAUCCUCGUCCUCACGAGGAACCAUCUGGAAGUGUCCCCUGGACCAGUGUACGCCCAAGAUGUCUGCCCUCGACGCGCUGGGCAUCCUUUACCCCUCCUCUAACCUCGAGGAGGAAGUCAAUAUCGACGAUUUCCCUAGCCUCCUGACAGUCGUUGGAUACGGCGAUGACCACGCAUUGUUCUUGCAGAGCGCGGACGACAAAUUCAAGGUCAUCGCUACCCUGUGCGAGUACUACACACAGGCCACGAUGAUCGACGCAGCAGACUUCGCUGGUCUUCCAUGCGACAUGCUACUCACUUUGAACGAGCUGAGCACCGAUGCCGUCCACGAUCUCAAAGGCCUCAGCAAGAUGAGACAAGACGCGUUUCUUCUUUUGAUCGAAAUGGCUCAAUCCCUUUCUUUCGAUGAGUGGGAGAAGCUGGUUGGAGACGUCAUGCGGGACCUUGAGGAACAGCGUGACAUUAUCAAGGGAAAGGUUGACAUGAUCAACGGCCUCCGCGAGUACAAGCUUGACGAGGAGGAUGAUUUUGAGAUCAUCGCUAAGCCUAGCGCCCCCCGUGUUCCCAAGGGCGACUGGGAAUGGACCCAGGCCGUCAUCAACAACAAGGGCCCCAUGGUCAUUCUCAACGAUCUGCCUGCCAACAUCACGUACGCGCAGGUUAUGCAAGGCGUCACCGGCGUUGGUGGCAUCAACAGCGUUCUCGUGAAGCCCGAACCAGCUGGGUCCCGAAAGGGCACGUACUGUGCCGCCAUUCACUUUAACGACAGCCAGGCCGCCACCGCCUACAUCGACUUCUUCAAGGAGAAGCCUCUAUUCUUCGUCGACGAAGAUGGUGAUGUCCACAAGACCAACAUGUUGUACUUCAAGGCCGCCACUCCUUCUGACCAUGAUGCUCAGAGCCCCGUCUCUGGUCGAUGCGUCGAUUUCGCCAACUUUCCUGAGUCGGCCAUCUGGGCAGCCAUCAGCAAGAUUGGCCUGUCGGGCAUUGUCAGAGUUAAUUUCAACCCUGAUGCCUCUGGUGAUGUCGGCGAACUCUCAGUAGAGAUGACUGAUGUCGUCAAGGCAGAGUACAUCCGCGAUGUGGCGCUCUCAGAGACACCCCUCCCCGGCGUUUCAGGCCGUGCAGAGGAUAUUUCUUACGGAAUCACAGAGUCCGACUAUCCCCCUGAUCAUGUUCACAAGCUGUACGACAACGUCAUUCCCUACAUCGAGCAUGGCCACCUUGACGAGUGGAACAAAGCUCCGUACAACACUUGGGAGCCUCCCCGAUCAUUCCAUCCCGAUGUGUUUGCCCGUAUGGUCUACCAGGCCACUCUCCCCGACAUCCCUGAGGAAGAGGCGAGACCUUUCCCAGAGAUGACGAUGGGUAGCCGCACCUACACCGCCCAAGACGGAUGUGUCUACAAACAGCCAACGGGAUCCACAUUCCCUCAGACAGAGGUCCGCGGAAAGGAACUCAAGAUCCUCCAAGAGAUGACCCUUGGCAAGCAUGAGUGGGCCGACUUCUGGAGAGAGCUCGCGCUGCAGCAGCAGGUCCUUAACCCUGACAUUUACGCUAACAUCGUCGAGCACCGUCGCCUCAAGGAUGAAGGCCGUAUCAUCUGCCCUCCUGACUGCUACGACUGUGGCCCAAGUCUUCGCGACUCGCCCACUCCCCUUCGUGCACAGAUGUACACCCAGGGCAGCGACGAGGGAUUCAUGCACGGGGAAUGGCUCCAAGGUGACGAUCAGCAGAUCCGCAUGUCCAUCCCGCCUAUGACACCCCAGUUCCUUCGAUACAACUAA